Cryptotermes secundus is the source of this 3673-nucleotide messenger RNA. RefSeq names its product protein ANTAGONIST OF LIKE HETEROCHROMATIN PROTEIN 1-like. The record is from RefSeq and is a predicted model, not a curated record. The transcript has 2 exons. NCBI's taxonomy places the organism in Eukaryota, Metazoa, Arthropoda, Insecta, Blattodea, Kalotermitidae. The coding region runs from base 207 to 1427 and encodes 406 amino acids.
UAAAGGUAGGCGCACAUCUGCCGUCAUCGGACGGACGGCACGGAUCGGAAUUUUUUGUGACUGCACACACCAGAUUCGGAGCAACCGCAUUUCUGACAGGUGGUCUUGCCUUCAAGAUAUGCUCAGUUCAUAGCGUAACAUCGUUAAGUGAAGUUCAUCUUCUUGACUAUUCUUUGAAAAUUGUUUAUUGAUUAUCGUGAACAGUUAUGGAUAGUGAGGAAGAAGUUGUAGUAACAAGUUGCUUGCUGGCAGAAGAGGAACAGAAACGGACACGAAAAUGGAAAAUUUGGGUUCACAAAAUAAAUAAGAAAAGAGUGGAUUAUGGAGAGUAUCAUACUUUGUUCCCUGAUUUAGUUGAUGAUGACGUCAAGUUUUUUAAAUACUUUUGUACGACUUACGCUAAGUUUUCAGAACUCCUGAACAUCCUGAGACCACACUUAGUGAAGCAAAAUACUAAAUACCACCAUGCAAUAGAACCUCAACAAAGACUAGCAGUAUGCUUAAGAUUUUUGGCUACUGGGAACUCGUUCCGGUCACUUGCUUUUUCCUACCGGCUGGGUGAGAGUACAGUUCGCAAAAUUGUGUAUUCAACCUGCGACGUUAUAUGGACUGUCCUGAGGCCCGUAGUUAUGCCAACACCUGAUGAACAGUUAUGUAUCUCAUCAGAAGAAGGCUUCCGUGAAAAGUGGAAUUUUCCGAAUGCGGUGGCGGCUCUCGAUGGCAAACAUGUGCAAAUUCAAGCACCUCCACACAGGGGCUCAGAUUUCUUUUGUUACAAAAAAAUGUUCAGCACUGUCCUGCUAGCAUUAGUCGAUGCUAAUUAUAAGUUCUUAGUUACUGAUGUUGGUGCAUUUGGUAAAAACUCUGAUGCUAGCAUUUUCCGAACUUCUUAUUUGAGUAAGGGUUUGGCAGAUGAAAGUUUACACCUUCCUCCACCAAAGCUACCUCCAGGAGGAAAUACUAUCUUACCACAUGUCACUGUUGGGGAUGAAGCUUUCCCAUUAUGCACUUACUUAAUGAGACCUUGCUCACGUGAUGAUGUGCAUCAAAAUGAAGAAAAAAAGAUUUUUAACUAUCGGUUGAGUCGUGCAAGGAAUACAGCAGAGAACACGUUUGGAAUAUUGGCUCGAAAAUUCAGAAUUUUCGAACGCAAGUUGAAUGUUUCCCAUGAACAUUCUGUUACAAUUAUUAUGGCUACAUGUUGUCUACAUAACUUUUUAAGAGAUGACACAUGUCACUGGACUGAAUCUGAUUUGCAAGUUUCUCUUUCCAACGUGGAAGGUUUGAGAAGUCUCAGAAGAAGUGGUGGUACUUCACGUCAAGAUGCUUUAGAAGUAAGGGAAUGUUUCAAACAAUAUUUCAACUCAGAUAUAGGUUCCGUUGAAUGGCAGCAAAGAAGAGUUCAAGCUGGACAGCGCCUGCCUUAAUAUAUUAUUCCUUACUGUAGCCAUACUAUGCUAUAAUACUAAUUAUAUUGUAAUUAAGUACUCUCAUUGUAAAACUGUAUUACCAUUACUCUGUUACUGUAAAGUGUGUUGUAAAAUGUAGUGCAUUUUUAUUAGUUCACUAAUAACAUCCCACUGUAAUGUAAAAUGUACAUGAUUAAAUUGUAGAAGUACUUGUACUUACCGAGGUGGUUCAUUCUCCUUCCAAUCUCUUCCCAAAUGUUGUCCCUUCGUUGCUGGUUAGAAUAGUCAGGGUGUCUCAAAUUGUACAAUUCUUCAUAUUCUUGCACAAUGACAAUUAAUUGAGCUGAAUCCAUUGGAAAAUUCACCAGUUGUAAGCACAUUGAAUGAAAAUGAACUAACAGCUGCUAACGGUGUGAGAGGUGAAAUCCCGAAUACGUUGUCCGCUCCGUACGGCCUAAUCGGAUUGACUGCCCCUCUCGGGAAUACCCGUCGGCAUUGCCGAACUCCGAUACGUACGAUGCGGACAAGUGAGCGCAGGCUCAUUUGACACGAUGUAUGUAAUAAUAAAAUCUGAUCCGUCCGAUCCGUGCCAUCCGUCCAAUGACGACAGGUGUGCGCCUACCUUUAACCGGAACAGUGUGGGAAGCUUGCCAAGGAACACAGGUGAUUAUGCUACCUCAGAAGAUAGAGUUGAGACUGUCUCAGGAUCUUUUUAUGGGUCUCGCUCCGUCAGGGAGGCAGAAGUGUCUAAUGAUACGACACCAUAUGCACUUUGUAGAAGAGAACACUUUAUUCUUUGAAGAAAAGAACAGUUCACACACACAACAAUUCACUAGACAAUGACACUUAUUUGCAAACUGAACCACCAAACACUUACAAACUGCUCUAAAAAUAAUUUUUUUCUCUUUUGCUGAAAUAUUUUUGUGAUGCUGAAUUCGCGUCUGAAUUAUGUCCUAGCUGGACCACCACCUUUUUUGAAGACUGUUUGAAGACUGUUUUUCUGAAGAGAUGUGAGCCUCUCCAGUUUCCCCGAAGUUCCCAAGUCACACCCUCAACUUUUGAGAACUGGCCAGAUUUGAAGUAAGGGAGUUGACUAUGAAUCCGCUACCUCCAAUCAUCUUUACUCUACAGGCAAUUUUUUUUUUCUUUAAUGACUUAACGUAACUUUUGACAGGGAAUGAUGUAUGCUGGCCAUAACAUCCCCUCCUGGUAUGCCUACGUGUGACUUACGACUAGCAGAACCUGUCAAGAGUCAAAUUUUCAAAGUGAGUCGCCGAGCGACUCUGGAACCAAAAUUCCAAGAAACGCUGAACUAAAUCACCAGGGGUCUGGUGUCUUUGUGUGGUCCAUCUGGGAAAUAGGCCACUUCGAGUGUGCAAGAGAUGGGCUAUGUCACACUCUGUGUAAUUAUUAUAAAAUACUGAUAAUUAUCCAUAAUGAAUUACAAUUUGGGCUUGUGGGCCAUUAGGGCGGUUAUAGUAGAAAGGGACAGGCGUUUCGGAAAAACCUGCUAAAAAGGUCUAUAUGGUGUCACAUACCAGAAUACGGAAAUCUUAUGGCUAUAUUAGGUUUUGGUGUAUCACAAGCAGCUCGAGCCCUACAAUUCGUGACAUGAAAUCGUCGUCUCGAAAUUCAUUGCGUUAGCUCGAUUUGUUAUGUCUAGAUUUACAUUUAUAUUUAUAUUUAUUUUCACUUCAUGGAUCCAAUCACCUCCCCGUAGGGCUGGAUAUAAAGCACAUCACACAAUACAAAUUCAUGAUGACUACACAUCAUACAUCCUUGGUCCAAUAAAAUAUAUAUUCAGUCCUCAUGAACAGAACACACAUACGCCACAAUAUAACCACUGUCACAUUCGACCCUGAACAAAAUCCCUCAUAUUUCCAACCAUAACUCUAUGUUGCACAAUUGCACAUCUUGCCAUUCCCCACACAUUGGCCAGCCAUAUCAUCAAUAAGAGUUUCAUUAUAACAUAUUAAAAUUCAUAACAAACACAAACAUACAUACGGCCACACUUAAAACAAGCAAGUCUGAAGCGUCUGAAGAGUCUGAACAACGUAUAAUACAAGCAGGCAGACCAUUUAUUAACUCUUAACAUUUGAGCCGCUUGCUUGCUGGUCUAGUUUCGUCUAGUUGUUGGUACAUUUAAGAUUCAGCUGUUAGGCAGCCUGUUCAAUUCAUUCCUUGCAUGCAGUAAAUAUGGCGGUCUAGAAGGUGUACAAGUUUGUACACGUGUUCGACCAUAAUUUAUAUCAGCUGCUAGCACU